AUGGUGGAUCUGUUGAACUCGGUGAUGAAUCUGGUGGCUCCGCCGGCCACGAUGGUGGUGAUGGCCUUCUCAUGGCCAUUACUGUGUUUCAUUAGCUUCUCAGAGCGGCUUUACAACUCUUAUUUUGUGACCGAAGACAUGGAGGAUAAAGUCGUCGUCAUCACCGGAGCUUCCUCCGCCAUUGGAGAGCAAAUAGCAUACGAAUAUGCAAAGAGGGGAGCAAACUUAGUGUUGGUGGCGAGGAGAGAGCAGAGACUGAGAGUUGUGAGCAACAACGCCAGACAAAUUGGAGCCAACCACGUCAUCAUCAUCGCUGCUGACGUCAUCAAAGAAGAUGAUUGCCGCCGUUUCAUUACUCAAGCCGUCAACUAUUACGGUCGCGUGGACCACCUAGUGAAUUCAGCAAGUCUUGGACACACGUUUUACUUCGACGAAGUGAGCGACACGACUGUCUUUCCGCAUUUGCUGGACAUAAACUUCUGGGGGAAUGUCUAUCCGACGUAUGUAGCGUUGCCAUACCUUCAAAAGACCAAUGGCCGAAUCGUUGUGAACGCAUCGGUCGAAAAUUGGCUGCCUCUGCCACGGAUGAGUCUUUAUUCUGCUGCAAAAGCGGCACUAGUCAACUUCUAUGAGACGUUGAGAUUCGAGCUAAAUGAAGAUGUUGGAAUAACUAUCGCGACUCACGGAUGGAUAGGGAGUGAGAUGAGUAGAGGAAAGUUCAUGCUAGAAGAAGGUGCUGAGAUGCAGUGGAAGGAAGAAAGAGAAGUACCUGCAAAUGGUGGACCGCUAGAGGAAUUUGCAAAAAUGAUUGUGGCAGGAGCUUGCAGGGGAGACGCGUACGUGAAGUUCCCAAACUGGUACGACGUGUUUCUCCUCUACAGAGUCUUCACGCCGAAUGUGCUGAGAUGGACAUUCAAGCUGUUGCUCUCUAGUGAGGGUUCACGUCAAAGCUCCCUUGUUGGGGUCGGGCAAGGUAUACCCUCAGACGAAUCCUCUUCACAAAUGAAACUUAUGCUUGAAGGGGGACCACCUCGGGCUCCCGCCAGCCCACCUCACUACACAGCCAGCCCACCUCGGUACACCGCAAGCCCAACUCACUACACCGCAAGCCCACCUCACUACACAGCCAGCCCACCUCGGUACACCGCAAGCCCACCUAGGUAUACCCCUAGCCCAAGCCCACCUCACUAUACCGCAAGCCCACCUCGAUAUACCGAAAGCCCGCCUUGGUAUGCUGAAACCCCACCACGAUAUACACCUAGCCCAAGCCCACCUAGGUAUGCACGGUUUAGUAUCCAAGAGUUGCAAUAG
This is a messenger RNA of Eruca vesicaria subsp. sativa (arugula), 1311 nucleotides long. Lineage: Eukaryota; Viridiplantae; Streptophyta; Magnoliopsida; Brassicales; Brassicaceae. The record is from the annotation of a GenBank genome assembly.